This is a messenger RNA of Papaver somniferum (opium poppy), 879 nucleotides long. Its product is annotated as S-norcoclaurine synthase 1-like. Bases 207 to 692 code for a protein of 161 amino acids. Gene Ontology annotation, molecular function: abscisic acid binding; signaling receptor activity; protein phosphatase inhibitor activity. The transcript is spliced from 2 exons. Gene Ontology annotation, biological process: defense response; abscisic acid-activated signaling pathway. Gene Ontology annotation, cellular component: nucleus; cytoplasm. Lineage: Eukaryota; Viridiplantae; Streptophyta; Magnoliopsida; Ranunculales; Papaveraceae. The record is from RefSeq and is a predicted model, not a curated record.
AUUAACAUGUAUUCCUCAUAUUAAUUAUUCAAGAUAUGAAACCCCUAAUGAGUUUCUAGGCAAAGUGUUCAAGACGUUGAAAACUAUAAAUAUAAUGAACCACAAUUGAAGCCUAAAACUUUCACAAUCAAACUCUGCAAGAUCUGAAAAAUCCUUCCAAACUUACUAAUCAGUCGUAAAUCACAAUCACAACUACUUCAGACAAUAUGCGCGGCCACGUAACCAACGAGAUGGAUGUCGUAGGAGCAUCAGCUGAUGAGAUUUGGGCAGUCUACGGUUCCAAAGAUCUUCCUAAGCUCAUCAUCACCCUUUCACCAGGUGUUUUCGAGAAAAUCGAUUACAUCGAAGGUGAUGGAGGACAGGGUACCAUCUUACAUAUCGUUAUGGCUCAAGGAAUUCCAGAGCCACGUGAAUGGAGAGAAAAGUUUGUGAGAAUUGAUAACUGUAGAAGGGUGAAGCAGCUUCAACAGAUUCAAGGAGGAUAUCUUGAUAUGGGAUUUUCUUUGUACAAAGUUACAUAUGAAAUCCUACCCAAGGACAAGAAUUCUUGCAUCAUUAGGUCAACUGUCCAGAUUGAUCUUGAUGACAAGAAUUUCGAAGCAAAUGCUCGUCUUAUCACCGUUGAUGCUAUGUGGGGUAUGGCAAAAGCAAUCGUCAAAUACGUACUUGACAACAAAGCUAAGCAGCAGUAAAAUCUUUAAUGGAAUUUAUGGUCGCCGUUUUGGUGUUUAUCAUGUAUUAAAAUGGAGUAUGUUAUGUUUGGGGCAUGUGCCCCUUCCAAACAUCUUUCUUUUUUGUUGUAUUAUUAUUUUUUCCUGUUAAAUAGUGAAAAAUGUAAUUUCUAUGCUGUUGUUGUUAAUGCGAAUCGGCUUCAGGUAA